GAAUGAUCUUCAUGAGCACACUGAGGAGGGAAGAAAUAACCAGAAAGACAUUCAGUGUUUAUUGGAGUGUUGAAAUCAUUGUCCAACUGUGAAAUACAAAAUCAGCUUCAUCUGACAGACGAACAAUGCAGUGGAGUCUGUUUCUGCUGAUUCUGAUGGGUCAGUGUUUCUUCUUCAUGUGUCGCCUGUAUGAGUACCACUUUGUUAAAGAACAGAAGACCUGGGGAGAAGCACAGAAAUACUGCAGAGAGAAGUACACAGACCUGGCCAAAAUGUUUGACAUGGUGGACGUGAGAAGACUCUGUAACUCCACACAGAAUCAAGGAGAAGCCUGGAUUGGACUGAACAACAACACAGGAGGAAACAGGACGUGGCACUGGUCUCUGCCAGGAGUGAAAUACACUGAGAAUAACAGCAGUUGGAAUCUGAGUGGAAGAACUAAUGAAGAACUUCAGGGGAACUGUGUGAGGAACAGGGACAAGUGGGCACGUGUUGCAUGUAAUAAAACUAUGUGGUUCAUCUGCUAUAAUGCAACUACAGAAAACAACAUAACAUUACAUUUGAUAGAGCUGUUUGUGAACUGGACACAGGCUCAAAGCUACUGCAGAUACAAUCACACUGACCUGGCCAGUGGACCUGAUCAGGCAGAAAGUAAAGAAAUGGAGGACCUGAUGAACCUUGGUCCAAAGAGUGUCUGGAUCGGCCUGUUCAGAGACAGCUGGAGGUGGUCAGAUGGGAGUGAUUUCAAUUUCAGACUCUGGGAUAUGGAGUUAUUUAAUGAUGGACAAAGCAGCAGCAAAUGUGCUAUGACUCUGUUAAACAGAUCAGGAAGAUGGAGCUCUGAUGAAUGUAACAAGACAAAACCCUUCUUCUGUUAUGAUGAUAAAGUGAUCCUGAUCACAGAAAAUAAGACCUGGGAGGAGGCCUUGUACUACUGCAGAGAGAACUACCGUGACCUGGUUUCCAUCACAAACCCUCAAGAGCAAGGAUGGGUCCAGGAAAAGGUCAAUAAUGCUUCAACUCCUUUUGUGUGGUUGGGGCUGCGCUACACCUGCACUCUGGGUUUCUGGUUCUGGGUCACUGAUGAGGUGGUUGAAUAUAAAAACUGGAACUCUGCUGGAAUAAAUGAUGACUGUGACAUGUCUGGAGCCAUGGACAGUGGAGGAGACCAUAGGUGGUUCAGAAAGCUUGAUAAUAAUAAAUUCAAUUUCCUCUGUUCUAAAAAUUAA
Molecule: messenger RNA, 1229 nt
Organism: Archocentrus centrarchus (flier cichlid)
Lineage: Eukaryota; Metazoa; Chordata; Actinopteri; Cichliformes; Cichlidae
Product: C-type mannose receptor 2-like
Exons: 5
Coding region: 126-1229 (367 amino acids)
Source: RefSeq, a predicted model, not a curated record